AAAUGCGUAUUUUAUUUUAAAUUUCUUUGCUCUUAAUGCAAAGGUUAUGGCAAGCAAGACAAAGAUUUAUAUCGUGAUCGAGUUUGUUGAUGGAGGCGAGCUUUUCGACAAAAUUGCCAAGCGUGGGAGACUCAAAGAGGAUGAAGCUAGAAGCUAUUUUCAUCAGCUUAUUAAUGCUGUUGAUUACUGCCACAGUAGAGGCGUCUACCAUAGAGAUUUGAAGCCUGAGAAUCUUCUUCUGGACUCGUAUGGUGUUCUUAAGAUUUCAGAUUUUGGAUUGAGUGCUUUCUCGCAGCAAGUUCGGGAAGAUGGGUUGCUUCACACGGCCUGUGGGACUCCAAAUUAUGUUGCUCCGGAGGUGCUCAAGGAUAAAGGUUAUGAUGGUACAUCAUCUGAUAUUUGGUCUUGUGGAGUUAUUCUCUUUGUACUUAUGGCUGGCUAUUUGCCUUUUGAUGAGCCAAAUCUUGCAGCCUUGUAUAAAAAAAUCUGGAUGGCUGAUUUUACCUGUCCAUCAUGGUUUUCAUCUGGUGCAAGGAAAUUGAUUAAGCGUAUUCUUGACCCAAACCCUCUUACACGAAUAACUAUUCCUGAAAUUCUACAAGAUGAAUGGUUCAAGAAAGGCUACAAGCCACCACAAUUUGAGCAGGAAGAGGAUGUAAAUCUUGAUGACAUAGAUGCGGUUUUUAAUGACUCAAAUGAGCACCUUGUAACAGAAAGGAAAGAGAAACCCGUAUCAAUGAAUGCUUUUGAGCUUAUCUCUAGGUCGCAAAGCUUCAGUCUCGACAAUUUGUUUGAGAAGCAGACGGGUCAUGUUAAGCGAGAAACCAGUUUUGCUUCCCAAUGUCCUCCAAAUGAAAUUAUCUCCAAAAUUGAGGAAGCUGCAAAGCCUCUGGGCUUUAAUGUUCACAAGAGAAACUACAAGAUGAAGUUGAAAGGCGACAAAAGUGGGAGAAAGGGCCAGCUUUCUGUAGCCACCGAGGUGUUUGAGGUGGCUCCCUCCUUGCACAUGGUGGAGCUCCGGAAAACUGGCGGUGACACCUUGGAGUUUCACAAGUUCUACAAAACUUUUUCAUCUGGAUUGAAAGAUAUAGUCUGGACAUCUGAAGAAAUUGCUGAAGGGCAAAGAUUAAUUAAGGGUGACACGAACAAUGAUGAGAACCACAAAAUGUAUGAACAAAGACAGGCCUCUGACCUUCGUUUAGAGGAAAAGCAGAGCUGGUUGAUUUCCAGACCACAAAUGGUCUAAAAGGGCAUCUCAGUUUCCAAAGUUAUAGCCCAAAGAGGUCCAUUCAGACAGAAAUUGCUUAAUUAAGUUCCUACAAUAAGUCAACAUCUGGCCAACUCCAUCGGUUUCUAAGUCCUUUAGGACAUCUAGUUAAAGCCCAAAAAGUACGUCACAUUGUUUCCCAUUGUCUCGAUUUACUUUUGUUUUCAAGUGGUCCAAAUUCAAAAAU
Molecule: messenger RNA, 1454 nt
Organism: Theobroma umbraticum
Lineage: Eukaryota; Viridiplantae; Streptophyta; Magnoliopsida; Malvales; Malvaceae
Gene: CIPK9
Product: CBL-interacting protein kinase 9
Biological process (GO): protein phosphorylation; signal transduction
Molecular function (GO): protein serine/threonine kinase activity; ATP binding
Source: RefSeq, a predicted model, not a curated record